GCCAUUUUGUGUAUUAUUUUCCUCACUGCGCCACGAACACACGGAGUUACCAUCUCUCUGAGAAAUUGCCAAUUCCCCUCAAAAUAUCCCAAAUAUCGUCCCCCCCAAAGCCCCCUUAUGAGCUUAUUUUCACCACAGCUAUUUUCUACAGUCCCCUUAUCCCGCCUUCAUAAUUUGUUCCCUGUGAACCCUAUAUAGGGGCCUAGAAUCACUUCAAAAUCCCCUUAAUUUCUCAAGUUUUACAGUAAAAAAAACAAGUGGACUGGUAAAGGACCGCAAACCCCCCUCAUUUUCACCUAAAGAUGGCGGAGUGCAUUGAAGGGUAAAAAAUACCACAAAAACAUCAAAAACCAUAUGAAUCCCCCCCAAAAUACAGAUUAUUAAUGGUUGUUAUGGCCGAGGAAGGCACCAGUGUCCAUGAAUCCUCCUCCCCAACAUCAAACCAUGAAAAUCAACACAACCUCCUUCUCUUACCUGCCGAAAGGGAGGAUGGUGAGCUGGAAGAGGGGGAGCUUGAGGACGACGGAGGCGAGGAACCACCUCACGAAGUCCCUGAGGCCCCAGCCCCACAAGAGAAAACUGAGAAGCACAACAGUGAUACUGAUGAUGAGAAAGCUUACCGUAAGCUGAAAAGAAAGCGGAGGAAGGAGAAAGAGAAAAAGAGAGCGAAGAAGAAGAGAAAAUCCAAACACAAGCGUCACGCUUCCUCCAGUGAAGACUUUUCAGAUUACAGUGAUGAUUCUGAUUUUAGCCCCAGUGAAAAGGUGCAUCGCAAAUACAGAGAGUACAGUCCCUCAUACCCACCGCCUCACCCGCCAUACCCCCCUCCACCCCAGCACAAUGCUCCAAUGCCCAAGAAAGGUUACCCUAAUAUGGAGGGUAAGGGUUACUCCAUGUAUGAUGGGUAUGACAAUGAUCAGUAUGGGGAAUAUGAAGGUGAUGAAGGGGAAGACAUGGGCAAGGAAGAUUAUGACGACUUUACUAAAGAGCUGAACCAAUACCGUAGAGCCAAGGAAGGCAGGGGUAGAGUAAUGCGAGGCAGAGGAAGGAUGAUGCGAGGCCGUGGCUGUCGUGGUAUGAUGAGAGGCAGAGGAGGCUACAGAGGAAGAGGAGGGCGAGGGAGAGGUUGCCCAGGGGAGGAACACCAAGAGGAUGAGGAAAUGUAUGAUGAAGAAAUGGAGUAUGGUGAGGAGGAGCCAAUGGAGGAUGAGGAGUAUGAUGAUUACUCCAAAGAACUGAACCAGUACAAGAAAUCUAAGGAAGGAAGAGGCCGAGGUUUUCAACACAGAGGCCGUGGCUGGUGCCCUCGUGGGCGGGGUUUCAAAAACAGAGGGCGAGGCAGAGGCCGUGGAGGGAAAGGAAAUGAGGAUGACGAGUAUUAUGAUGAAGAUAUGGGAGAUGGAGGAAUGUACAGAAAUGACUAUGAGAAACCACAGUAUCGACAAGACAAGAAAGGAAAAGUCAUUUGCAAGUACUUCGUAGAAGGCCGCUGCACUUGGGGGGAACACUGCAAUUUUAGCCAUGAUGUGGACGUACCCAGGAAACGCGGCCUCUGCAAAUUUUAUGUCACAGGCUACUGUGCCCGGGCUGACAACUGCCCCUACAUGCAUAAUGAUUUCCCAUGCAAGCUCUUCCACACAACAGGCAACUGCAUCAAUGGGGAAGACUGCAUGUUCUCUCAUGAACCGCUGACAGAUGAUACCCAGGAUCUUCUAGAUAAGAUACUAGCAGAGGACGCUGAAGCAGGAGCAGAAGAUGAGAAAGAUGUGGAGGAACUGAAAAAGCAGGGUAUUAAUCCAUUACCAAAACCACCACCUGGAGUGGGGCUGCUGCCUACACCUUCUUCGGGAUCCGGACCAUCAGAUCCAUCCUCACCAACCAGUGGUAUACCUGCUUCUACGGGACCGAGUGGUCCACCACCUAAUCUUCCUGUUUCUGGAGGUCCUGUAUCAGGAGGUCCAAUGCCUGGAGGACCCAUAUCUGGUGCACCUGUAUCAACUGGACCAGUACCUGUAGGUUCUGUACCAAGUGGUCCAAUGCCUGGUGGUCCCAUGCCUAGUGGACCAAUGCCUGGAGGUCCUGUACCAGCAGGUCCAAUGCCUGGAGGCCCAAUGCUUGGUGGGCCAGUUCCUGGAGGCCCAAUUUCUGGUGGUCCUAUGCCUGGAGGUCCUAUGCCUGGAGGUCCUAUGCCUGGUGGACCAAUGCCUGGAGGUCCUAUGCCUGGUGGACCAAUGCCUGGAGUUCCAAUGCCCGGUGGUCUGAUGCCAGGAAAUUCCAUACCUGGUGGACCAAUGCCUGGUGGUCCUAUGCCUCCAGGACCUAUGCCUGGUGGUCCUAUGCCUCCAGGACCUAUGCCUGGAGUACCGAUGCCUCCAGGACCUAUGCCUGGAGUACCGAUGCCUGGUAUGCCUAUGCCGCCCAUGCAAGGAGGUCCUGGUGAUCCCAUGCCAGCAGUCGGCCCAAUGCCACCUUGCCCAGGAGGCCCACUUUCUAUUGGACCCAUGCAAGUAGGACCUGGUGUUGCAAUGCCAGGAAGCCCUGGAUCUGGAGGACCUAUGCCUAGUGGGCCCGGAGGUCCCAUGCCACCAGAUACAAUGCCAGGAAGUCCUCUAGGACAGCAACAGCCCAUGGAUCCACAGAUGUGUCAGCGAAAAAUUCCAUCACUUUUUGAAAUUGUAGUACGCCCCACAGCACAUCUUGCUCAUAAAUUAGGAGUGAGGCCACCUGGACCGCCUGGAGGUCCUCCAGGGCCACCUGGUCCGCCACCUCCUAGGUUUCCCGGACCUAUGGGACCUCAAGGCCCUAUGCAUCAUGACAUGGAAAUGGGCUUGAAUGAGGCUCCUCCUAUGAUGCCCUAUGGCCCAGAUAAUGGGUCUGAAAUGAUGACUGAUAGACCACCUGGGCCAGAUUUUUAUGAUUAUUAUCAGGAUCCUGCAAUGGAGAUUGGCCAGGAAAUGGUUGGAGAUACAGGAAAUUACAAUAACUAUGAAGGGAUGCAGGAAGAGCCUGGAGUACACAGGUUCCCAGACCAUCCACCUCCAGACCAAAAUCCAGAUGCUGCUGAGGGACCUGCGGGCUUCAGCAAAGGCAGCAUCCCAGAUUUUCUGCCCUCUGCUCAGAGGGCGUUGUACCUGCGCAUCCAACAAAAGCAGCAGGAAGAGGAGGAGAAAGCGCGGAGGAUGGCAGGAGGCAACCAACAAGAGCGGGAGAAUGAAGAAGGUGACACAAGCAACUGGUAUUCCAGUGACGAGGAAGAAGGUGGUAGCAGUGUGACAUCCAUACUGAAGACAUUGAGACAGCAGUCUUCUAAUCGCUCUGCUCAACAAGCUCCCCUCAAGGAUGGAGGUACAGCUGGACAACUUGAUCCACGCUUGCAGAAAAACCAAGCCACCCCUGCCAUACGUCCUACAGACCCUCGACUUUCUCGAGAUCCUAGACUCUCUCGGACUGCAGAAUCAACCUUAUCUGAGCCAACUCAUAGUGAUCCCAGGCUGGCAAAACAUACUUCCCAGCCCAAGCAGGACUCUCCAGCAAUCCGUGCAGUCACAGAAGAGGAGGAGGGGGAGAGGGUUUUACGAGACAAAGCAGUUAAUAUCCCACUGGACCCUUUACCAGGUCAGACUUUGAGGGACCCAAGGUGUCAACUUCAGCUGUUUAGCCACAUAAAGAAGGAUAUACGUUUAAAUAAGCCAAACUUUGCCAGGACAAUUCUAUGGAGUCCUGAGGACCUUAUCCCUAUUCCUAUCCCAAAGCAGGAUUUUGUUCCAUUGCCAGCUGCUCUCCAGACCUUACCAACUAUGGACCCACGCAUUAAUCGUCUGACUUCUUCAGCACCCCAAGACCCAAGGCAGCGAGUAGCUGUGACUGAAACUCAAGGCUCCAACACCAGCCUUCCAGACUUUGAGCUGCUGUCCAGAAUUCUAAAGACAGUAAAUGCAGCUUCAACAACUACCCCUGCAACAUCAGUUGACAAACCUAGUGACCCACGGACACGGAAAGCCCCCAUUGACCCUAGGUUACAAAAGACAACUGAACCAGUCUCUAUUCCCCCUCCUAAACCUGUAGAACCUGCCAUAACUCUUCCGUUGCCAGUUACCACCGAUACUGCUCCAGCUAUCGCCCCCUAUGAUCCUCGGCUCCUCUCUGCAGGGGGCGUGAGCAAGACAAGUAGCCAGAGCAAUGUGUUGAGUGGCAUUAGCUUAUAUGAUCCUAGACUUGGGAGUAAAGCAACAACAACUGAAGCAUCUUCAAGUGACGUGGUUAAGGUUUCUGAAAGUAAAAGCGCAAGCAAAUUAAAAGAACCUUUAUUUACGCGAAAGUCUGCCCUGGAUCAGCCAGAGGCAGAAAAGCAGGUUUCAGACUCAGCCACUGAUAGAUACAACAGCUACAAUAGACCCCGUACCAAAACUACACCCACUCCUAUCACCACUGCCUCUGAAAGCAAUCAACCUGCUGUCCACAGUCUCCCUGUACCAUCUGUUUAUGGUUUGGUUAAGCAGGUUGCCAAAUCAGGCAGUGGCAGCCCCUUUGCUGGCAAUAGCCCAACACAAGACAGCGAACAAGAUGCCGGUUCACUCAAAGAUGUUUUUAAAGGGUUUGAUCCAACAGCAUCCCCGUUCUGCCAGUAAAUGUUUAAAUGGACAGUACAUUGAAUAUUGUAUUUAUAAAGUUGGUAUGGCAACAUCUGCUAUAUAUGUUUUUUUAUUAUAAAUAUUAUUAUUCCAAUAAGGCUCUUGUUACUCAAUUUGUAUAUAAAUCCACAACUCACACAAGAAAAUGUAAAACGUAAAACCUGUUUUUAAACAAGUUAUCAGAGUGUUUGUGUGUAAUGAGUGACACUUCCUCCCUGUACAUUGUUUUAAACCUUACUUUAUAAAUGUUUAUAUGUAAAUAUAAAAUGAACAGAGAGCUUGAAGAACACAUUUUGGAAAGUGGCUUUCCUCUCAUAUCCUUUUUUUUAUUACUAUUAUUUCUGUUGCACAUAUUUCAAUACAAGCCACAAUUUGUCCAUUGAGGCAGCUAGCUACUAAUUUAUUGUACAGGACAGAAAAUUUGUCUGGUUAUCAAAACUCUAAAACUUUAUUAAAAGCAAUGGUUUUAAUCCACGUGCAGUGACUGAAUAAUCAAAGAUAAUGAUUGAUACUUCAAAAUCUGGACAUAGGAUUUCAUACAAAAGGGUUAUGUUUAUUUUUAAUUGCAUUACUGUAUAUGAAACAAAACAAGAAUAGUGUUUUUCAAAAAAAACAAAAAAAACAACCAAAAACAUAGUAUUUAUUCACAGAAUAAUAAAACAUACCAUGCAAGUAUUGUAAAAAGUAUAUAGGAAAAGUAAUUUCUUGCCCCCUCCCCUUUCCAUUGUUUUAUAAUAAAGAUUCCGUAUAUUGUGAUAUAUUGAAAAGAAAUGUAUUAAUGAAUGUAUGAAAGAAAACUGUUUUUGUCUUUUCAGUACAACAAUUUGGUAUAAUGUUUAUUUUCCAUCAGCAAUUUAGAUGGCUAAUGUAAUCUUUGUGUUGCUUUUGUGGAUCUCAUCUCUAUAAUUAAUCAUAUGUGUAACCAGACAUUCUCUCUGAGAGCAGUCGAGCACGUUUUGGUAAAUACCAUUUAUUUACAAUCAUGGCUUGGUGUAACUUUUUUUUUUUAACAUAAAAACAAAAAGUAUUACAAGUUAAUUUUACAGACAAAAAGCAGUUUGUAAAUAAAGAAAAUAUUGCUCAUUUUGUUUCAAUUUGUGUGUUGGAACCCACUUUAUAAAAAAAAACUCCGUAAAGAGAUUAGUGUAAAUAGGGGUGGCUGUAAGAAUAAAUGGACUUUUUCAUACACAA
This is a messenger RNA of Bombina bombina (fire-bellied toad), 5822 nucleotides long. RefSeq names its product zinc finger CCCH-type containing 4 (gene ZC3H4). Gene Ontology annotation, cellular component: nucleus. NCBI's taxonomy places the organism in Eukaryota, Metazoa, Chordata, Amphibia, Anura, Bombinatoridae. The record is from RefSeq and is a predicted model, not a curated record. Gene Ontology annotation, biological process: negative regulation of DNA-templated transcription. Gene Ontology annotation, molecular function: metal ion binding; RNA binding. The transcript has 14 exons. The coding region runs from base 384 to 4628 and encodes 1414 amino acids.